Messenger RNA from Heterobasidion irregulare TC 32-1, 765 nucleotides. RefSeq lists its product as uncharacterized. The coding region runs from base 1 to 765 and encodes 254 amino acids. Gene Ontology annotation, biological process: carbohydrate metabolic process; peptide modification. The record is from RefSeq and is a predicted model, not a curated record. NCBI's taxonomy places the organism in Eukaryota, Fungi, Basidiomycota, Agaricomycetes, Russulales, Bondarzewiaceae. The transcript is spliced from 3 exons. Gene Ontology annotation, cellular component: plasma membrane.
AUGUGGCGCUGGCAUGGGAAGCGCUACCUCGGCGGCGCGCACGGCGUCGCCGGCAUCCUGCAGAUCAUCCUGCACGCGCCACCUGCCCUCCUCUACCCACACACCGCCGCGAUAUCGUCCACGCUCGCCUACCUGGUCUCCCUCCAAGACCGCACCGGCAACUGGCCCUCCAAAGCCCCUGCUCGCCACGACGACCAGGACAGGGAGAACGACCUCGUCCAGUGGUGCCACGGCGCCCCCGGAAUCCUCCCCCUCCUCGCGACCGCGCUCGCGCUCUCGGAACCCCAACCCCAACCCGACCCCCAACCCGCAUCGUCAUCGCACCUCCCCGCCCCCGCGCUCUCACUACCCCCCGCCCUGCGCCCCGCACUCCUCUCCGCCCUCGCACACGGCGCCGCCCUCGUGAGCGCGCGCGGCCUCCUGCGCAAGGGCCCGGGGCUCUGCCACGGCGCCGCGGGGAACGCGUGCGCGCUGUUCUGCGCGAGCGACGCGCUCGGGCGCGCGGGCGCCGGGCAUCGUGCCGCGGCGGCGUCGGCGAUGGCGGGCGGGGUGCGCCUCCUGCUGCGGUGCGUCGAGCUGCGAGGGACGCCGGCAUUUGGGCGGCCGGAUCGGCCGUGGAGCUUGUACGAGGGCGAGGCGGGGCUGUGUGCGGUGCUGGCGGAGGCGGUGGAGCGCGUGGGGAGUGUUUUGGACGGGGCGGGGGCGGGGGCAGUGAGGGAGUACGGGAGCGGGCUGGUGGGCUAUUGCGAUCUGGUGCGUGUGUGA